Molecule: messenger RNA, 6149 nt
Organism: Plasmodium reichenowi
Lineage: Eukaryota; Apicomplexa; Aconoidasida; Haemosporida; Plasmodiidae
Exons: 3
Source: RefSeq, a predicted model, not a curated record
AUGGAGAACUGUAGAUAUAACUCUUCACUUCCUUUUCAUUUUAUUAGUGAUAACAUAUUUUGUUUCCUAAAAGAUGGAUACAUAUGUUUUAUGAAUUUAUUAAACAAUGAAAAAAAAUAUCUUUAUAUUACGUGUUCACAAGAUGAAGGUUAUGUAGCACAAUAUUAUUUCGAUGUAGUAAAAUGUAGAUAUGAAAAAAAAGAAGAGGAUUGUAAUAAAAAUAUGACAAUAAAUAUAAUGUUAUUACAAAAUGAAAACAAAAAAAAUGUUAAAGAAACAUGUUAUAUAAAAAAGUUUGUUACAAAUAAAAUAUAUCAUACUUUAUUCUUAGUUAUAAAUAAACAUUAUCAUAAUAUUUUAUGUUCGUUAGCUUUUGAAAAUAAUAGCUUCGAAAUUCUGAACACGAAUUUUGUUAAAACUUUCAAAGGGAAAAUAAAAUCUAUGGCAUGCACGAAUAAUAACAUUUUUGUCUUGAUAAAAAAAAAAAAAAAAAUUAUAAAUAAAAAUAAAAAUAAUCACAUGAAAAGUAAAAUAUUAAAUCAAAAUGUCCUGGCAUCUAAACACACACUUGAUCGAUCACUCCUUUUAAUGAAAGGAGAGAAUGAUGUUAACGUUAUAUGUGAAUCCAAGAAGGAAAAAAAAAAAAAAAAAAAAACAGACAACAAAAAUGAGAAGAAAAAGGGCCACAUGGAAAUAAAAGAUGUAAAUGAUAAAAUAAAUGAUAAAAUAAAUGAAAAAAUAAAUGAAGAAAAAAAUGAAGAUACAAAUGAAGAUACAAAUGAAGAUACAAAUAAAGAUAUACAUAAAGAUACAAACAAAGAUACAAAUAAAGAUACAAAUAAAGAUACACAUAAAGAUAUACAUAAAGAUACACACAAAGAUACACACAAAGAUACACACAAAGAUACACACAAAGAUACACACAAAGAUACACACAAAGAUACACACAAAGAUCCAUAUGAAGAAAAAGAAAACGAUAAUAUCCCCUUAGGUGAUCAUCACAGUGUACAAUAUAACAUUUUCACAUUUUCCAUAUUAAAUAAAAAAGAACCCGAUUUAAAAAAAAUACAAUUUUCAAAUAUAAUAUUACCUAUAAAAAAAAUGAUAAUAUGUCCAUAUGAUGAAAAAAUAAUAAUAUUGUUAUCACAUAAAAGUAUUGUAUAUAUUAUUAUGAACAAAAACAAUGAUGAUUUAAAAAAUAUGUUUAUCAUAAAAGAACUUAUUUUUAAUAGUCCUAUUAUUACUACAACAUGGAUAGAUAAUUACAUAUUUUUAAUUUAUUUUUUAAACAACGAAUUAAUAUUUUUAAGUUUUGCAAAGCCUUGUAGAAACCUAUAUUUUUACAAAUGUAUUAAUAACUAUUCACAUAUUACAUCUUUUUUUUAUAAGUCGAGGAAUUUGUAUAUAUCUUUUAAAACCAAAGAAAUCGUAUGUUUUAAGAUUCGUUAUUAUGAAAUUCCCUUGACUGUUUUUAAAAAGAUACAAAGCACUGAAGGUAAUUAUAUAGAUGCAAAAUAUUUAUUCAGAAAAAGACCUAGAUAUAUAAAGAUAAAUCAUAAUGAGCGAAAUGUAAAAGAUGAUAAAGAAGGCAAUGAUGAAAUACGUGAGGGAGAGGAUUUCCUUAGGAAUAAUAAUAAAAAUUUUUCUGAUGUCAAAAAAAGGAAAAAAAAAAAUGAUAAGAAUAACUAUGAAAUCAUCUUUAAUAAUAUAUUAAGGGAAAUAAAAAGAUUAGAAAAUAAAUUAUUAUACAAUGAUUAUAAUAUAUUUUAUGAAGAUGUUGAAAUAAAUAAGGAUGAACUAAAAAAUAGGUUAAGUGCAAGAAGUUUGAGUGUUUAUAAUAAAUAUUUUAAUUUGAAUCUUUUAGGUCAUAAUAAGAAGAAGAGGAUAAGACAAGAUAUACAAAAUAAUAUGUAUGAUAAUAAAUAUAAAUGUGUUGAAGAAGAUGUAUGUAUAAAUCCUAAUAUCCAGAAAGAAUUAAUUUUUUAUGAAUAUGAUGAUGAUGAUAAUAAUAAUAUAUUAUGGUCGUCCCAUUUGUAUUUUUUAAAAAAAAAGAAGAAGAAAAAAUUUGAAAAUUUCCAUUAUAAUGAUGAGAAUGUAAUAAAAUUAUUAGAGUUUGUUUCUAUAAUAAAUUUAGAUAAAUAUAUUUUAAAUAAUAUAAGUAGUUUUUAUAUAAUAUCUAAAUAUUUAUUUCUUUUACUAGAUAACGGUUUAUUAUAUUAUACUAAAAAAAAUGAUGAUGGCAAAAUAUAUGAUUUUUUAGAAUUAUCUAAUUUUUAUAUAUGUUAUUAUAAAAAUAUAAAUAAAAUAGUAGAUAUAAAAAUAAUAAAUGAACAUGAUAUAUAUUAUAUGGAUAAGAAACAUAUAUUAAAAAAUUAUUCUUUAAAAAAUAAUUAUUUAAACAUUAUAAAUACAAAAGAAAAAAUUCAAUCAUAUAAUAUCUUUUCUAUGUUAGAAAAUAGUACUUGUAUAUUUUUAUCCUUAAAUGAUGGAUCUUUCUAUUUUAUAAACAUUACAAAACAUAAAAUUUUAUUAUACGAUAAUCUACAGAAUUUUAGUAAUUUAGGACAUAACCAAAUAUAUUGUAGUUUUAAAAAAAACAAAUAUAUACAAUAUAGUGUUUUUAAUAAAUUGAAUGAAUAUAUAUUCAAUGGUUACUUUUACGUACAACAAUAUAUUAUAUUAUUUUUUUUAAUAUAUUCUACAUCUCAUAAAAAAUUUUUUAUUUAUCUGGUAGAAAAUAUACAUAUAUAUAUUUUAUUCAAAAAAAUACAUCAGACGAAUAUUUUAUAUACAUAUAAUAACAAAAGUAUCAUCACUACGAAGGGACAAAAGAAAUCUUCUAAUUAUAUUUUAUAUAAUUUCUCGUUAUAUAAAACUCUGAAUAAGGAUUAUAUGUGUUUAUUAUGUUCAGAUAAAAAGGUGUCUUAUUUUUAUAUGUUCUUUUUUGACCUCCCAAGGGAAGAGGAAAUCAAAAUGUACAUAUCAGAAAAAAAGAAGAAAAAAAUAAUAAACAAUAAUAAUAACAAAAAAUAUAUAUGUAAUCGUAGCAAUAAAUAUAAUGAUAAUAAUUAUAAGGAGAAUCAAAAAAAUGAAGUUCAAAAUUAUCACGAUGAUCAUCAUCAUGAUGAUGAUGAUGAAAAAUCCUAUCCUUUAUUAUAUACAAGAAAUAUUUUUUUCUGUUCAAUCAAGAAUACAAAUAUUGUGUAUGCUAAAUGUAUAGGGAAUUAUAUGGUGGUUGCUGAUUAUUAUUUAAACAUUACUUUUUAUUAUAUUAAAGAACAUUUUAAUCAUUAUUAUUUAUCGUCAGGUGAAGUUCCUUCUUCUUUUUUUCUUCCGCAUACAUUGGAAGAACGUUGUGUUUUUAAGAUGAAGAAAAAAAAAGAAAAAGACAGAAAAAAAAAAGAAAGAGACAAAUAUACAUAUAACAUGAAAGAAGAGGGUGAAUCCAAAAUUGAUCAUUCAACACAUCAUAAUAUGGAAAACAUGAUGCAAAGAUUUUUUUUUUUCAAAAGAAAAAAAUUAAAAAACACAACACAAUUUAAUGACAAUAUGAUUAAAGAGGACAAAAUUGAAGAGAAAAUAAAUGAAGAUUUUGUUACAACAGAAGAAGGAGAAAAAAAAAGUAAUAAUAAAAUAAAAAAUAAUACACAACAUAAUAAUAAUAAUAACAAUAAUAAUGAUGUAUUUAUUUGUAAUUCUUUAUUUGAAUUAUUACUUAAUAAAGAGAAAUCAUUUUUUUUGAAUAUUAACCAUGGGAAAUUAAAAUAUAUAAAUGAACGUAUGCAUACAUCAGAAUUAACAUGUAUUGAUAUUAUAACAACAAAUAAUAUAUUGAUAUGUAUAUAUUUUAAUUCUAUUAAUUAUCCUCUUGAAAUAAAUCCACAUAUAAAUAUUAGAUAUAUGCCUUAUCUAAAUAACGAUAUACAAUAUUAUUAUCCUUUGAUCAUCAAAAGUAAUAACAACUAUGAGAAUAAUAAUAUGUAUGAUUUAUUUUUGAUCAAAAAAAAAAAUUUCCUUCUUUUAAGAAAUAAUAUAAAAGAAGAUGAAGAAGUAAAUAUCAAACUAAAGGAAAGGGAUCAUUCUACAAUAUACAAUCCUAAAUUAAUACAAAAUCAACAAAAUGAUCAAACAUAUAAUACAAAAUGUGUUGAAGAAAACAUACUUAAUGUUACAACAAACUCUAAUGAACAUAUCUCUUUUUAUAUUUCCAAGUGGAUCAUUGAAGAUAAUAACACAUCAUAUUAUAUAAAUGAUUCCUUGAUAAAAAAUAUGAAUGUUGUCUUUCUUAAAAUAAAAAAUGAUAUAUCACAAAAUUAUACAAAUAAGAAAAGAAAAAACUUUUUUGAAGAUAUUGUAUGUAUGGAGAAAAAAUAUAUAGAAAAUAAUAAUAAUAAUAAAAACAAUACAAACAAUACAAACAAUACAAACAGUACAAACAAUACAAACAAUACAAACAAUACAAACAAUAAUGAUAAGAAGAAUGUGAAGGUAGACAUCAAUAUGAAUAUACCUACACAUUAUAAUAUAUUAAAGAAUAAAACCUUAUUAAAUGAUGUAGAAAAGGCAAAAUGUAUAGAACCCCAAAAUAAUAAUCAUAAUAUAUAUAAUAAUAAAGAAAUAGAAUUCAAACAAACACCAAAUAUAGAUAAACUAAAGGAGGAAAAAACAUAUAUAUUGAAAGAUAAAAAUUAUAUUAUUCAUAAUAAAAAUACUAAUUAUUUUUUCGACAACGAAACAAUUAUAUUUACUUUUAUCAAAGAUAAUUCUUCACAAAAUAUAUCUUUAAAAAAAUGUUUGAAAAUUUAUCAAAACAAAUAUUAUCUACAAGAAAAAUAUGAAAAAAGAAAAAAACAAGAAAAAAAAAUUACCUAUCUAAGAAAACAACUUAAUGAUUUAAUAAAAACAAACUAUAAAAAUGAACAUAUGAAAAUUGACAGAUGUACGUUUUUUUUUGAUAAAAAAUAUAUAAAUGAAGAAGAUAUACUUAUUUAUGAAUAUAAAAAGAUAAAAAAAAAAUUUAAAAAAACAAAAAAACAAAAAUUAUAUAUUAUUAAUAAAUUACAAAAAAAAUGUUCUAUAUUAAAUAAAAUCGAUUUUUUAUGUGCAUUCAAAAAAAAUCUGUAUGUUGUAAAUUUUUAUAAUAAUCAAAUUGGAUAUAAAUUUUGUAAUUAUAUAUCAUAUCCAUCGAACAAAUCAAAUCAUUUAUCGAAUGAAAAAAUUAAUUUCUCAUCUUAUAAUAAUUUAUUAUCUUAUAAUGAUUUAUCAUCUUAUAAUAAUAUAUCAUCUCAUAAUAAUAUAUCAUCUCAUAAUAAUUUAUCACCCCAUAAUAAUUUAUCAUCUCAUAAUAAUUUAUCACCCCAUAAUAAUUUAUCACCCCAUAAUAAUUUGUCUUCUUAUAAUUUAUGUUCAUCUCCUUAUACAGAUAAAAUAAAAUGUUUACGAUUUUUACAAAUAAAAGAAUUUUUUUUUUUACACAACAUUGAUAAGAACAAUACAUUAUUUUUUCUCAAAGAUUACACUGAUUAUAUUGAUAGAUAUCUUCAAGAUUUCUCGUCUCUUUAUUUUUACCAUUACUAUCCAUGUACAAAUAUUAAUUUAAAUUUUCUAUACUCAAACUUAUUUAAUGUGAAUCCUUUACAAGGAGAAGUAGAUGACUUACGAUGGAACUAUCUCCUCUAUUCUCCGUAUGAACUUUUCACAAACUCUAGGAAGAGACUCCAGUGUUACAUUUUAAAAAUAUUGAUAGAACAGAAAAAAAAAAAGUUUCAAAACGAUUUUGAAAGCCUAAAAGAAGAAAAGAAUCAUUGCCUCAAGGAAAUAAACUUCUUGAUAAAUAAACUUAAAUCCUCUCUACAAGACGUAGAAAAAUAUAUGAGCUACAAUUUUUCUUAUUAUAUAAAUAUGAAAUUAUUUAUAAAAAAUCAACCAUGGUAUGAUAAAGGGCGCAUAUACAAUAUUCCAGACGCUAUAGAAAAAGACCUUUUAUUAAAAAUACAAUUAAACAAAUUAAACAUUGAAACAAAAAAAGAUAUAAAUAAAGAAAAUUAUAUUUUACAAAAAAAAUAUAAUGAACAAAAAGAAAAUAUUAAUGUGCAUACUUGUACACAAUAUUACAAUUUGAAGCACGAGAUGAAGAACUCUCCUUCCAC